Coprinopsis cinerea okayama7#130 is the source of this 1671-nucleotide messenger RNA. RefSeq lists its product as hypothetical. Bases 1 to 1671 code for a protein of 556 amino acids. The transcript is spliced from 13 exons. The record is from RefSeq and is a predicted model, not a curated record. Lineage: Eukaryota; Fungi; Basidiomycota; Agaricomycetes; Agaricales; Psathyrellaceae. Gene Ontology annotation, molecular function: chloride channel activity.
AUGAGCGGUCCGAAUCGUGAGGCGCCGCCCUUGUCUCCUUUAUCGAGGAGCGAUACGUUUUCCCAUAGAGGCUUCCGCGUCCCUGACCCGUUUGCGCCAAGGGAGAGACCCGGCUCGUCGUUCGUCCACGCUGUGCUCGCGACGGCGCUCUUCAGAUGCUGGCACAUCCUCCUGUUUUUCGGCGCUUGGUCCACUCUAAUCACCGUUCUCAACCAUCAAGGCCACGCGCUCUUCAUUGAAACCACCUUGCUCACUGUGCUUGGUACAGUUCUUGGUUUCGUCAUCUCGUAUAGGACAACUGCCUCAUUCGAGCGCUACAACGAGGGAAGGCGACUAUGGUCGAGCAUUAUUCUGGCCUGUAGGAACUUUGCGAGGUUGACUUGGUUCCAUGUUCCUGGUAAAUCUGGACACGACGCCUACGUUGCGAGCAGCACUGAUGUCCGUUGGCAUCGUACUGUAGAUGAGGUUGGCGCCACCCCGGAAGAGACUGAAGAACUGAGGGCAAGGGCCCUAGUAGAGAAGAAAACUGUCAUCAAUUUGUUGGAGGCAUUCGCUGUUGCCACCAAACAUUACCUGAGAGCUGAAGAUGGCAUCUACUACCAAGACCUGUACCACCUUGUCAAGUUCCUUCCAGCCUACGCCCUUCCCGCUGGUCGCCCGUCAGAGUCGCAAGUCGAUCUCACGCAAAUCGACUUGGACCCGGCUUCGCCUCGCAACGAUAGUGAUGAGGACGACCUCAGCAAUGAGAAAGGCAACGGUACUGCCGGUGGCCCUUCCAGUACUGGCGUUGACAGGCAUGCUACGACGUUACCUCUCCCUGCUCAUGCCCCAAGUCCGGUCUCGCCAUCUUCCAAGGCACGAAAUCGCAGGUCGUUGCUGAGCACCUCGGUCAAAUCUCCGAAUUCCCAUGUCAGUUUCCGGGUGCCCGACAAGUUGAGGACUGUACUGCCUGCAGAUGAAGAGGCUUAUCUAUUUCCGUCUUCGAUGCCUCCAAGAUACACCAUCUUCGAUCUGUUCCCUUUCUCGCUGUUGAUCGAAUUAUGCAAUAGACGUGGGCGGGAGGUCAAAGGCAAGAAGGCGGCCAGGAUUAGGGCAAAGAUGCGCAAUAAGCUUAUUUCGCAGAACUUGCCGUUGGAGAUUUCCUUGUAUUUGAGUUCUUAUAUCGCGGCUAUUCAGAGGCGCAAGAUCUGUGACGUUCCUACGUAUACCAAUUUCCAUUCCAACUUGACUCUGCUGGUCGACAGCUUGACCGGGCUAGAGCGUAUCCUUACAACGCCUGUUCCUUUCUCCUACUCUAUCCAUUUGUGGGUUACCACAAUCAUUUACUGCCUCACACUGCCCUUUCAGAUCUGGAAGCCUCUCCAAUGGAUCACCAUUCCAGCUACAACGAUUGCGAGCUUUAUCUUCUUUGGUUUUCUUGUGGCUGGAGAGGAGAUCGAGAAUCCCUUUGGUUACGACAAGAAUGACUUGAAUCUGGAUCACUUCACUUCGAACAUCAUCCGCAAUGAACUGAAGGCUAUCACGUCCGCACCUCCCCCAGAUCCAAGGAAAUGGGCUUUCCAUCCUGAGAAUAACUUAUUGUUCUCUUCUUCGCACCAGGAUCGCAUUGAUCCCGAGGACUGGGUUGCGAGAGGUGUUCCCGCUAUCAGCGCGACUUUUGGGGUUUUCUGA